Molecule: messenger RNA, 1839 nt
Organism: Zeugodacus cucurbitae (melon fly)
Lineage: Eukaryota; Metazoa; Arthropoda; Insecta; Diptera; Tephritidae
Exons: 1
Coding region: 1-1839 (612 amino acids)
Source: RefSeq, a predicted model, not a curated record
AUGGUGCUUGAGGCAGCUGAGCUUGACGGACCCACCGCGACACUGCAAUUAAAUACCACAUUCGUCAUUGAACUAAUACACGCAAUUUACGAACUCUAUUUGUUCAAGAACUUCGUGCUCUACAUAAGUGAGCAAUUCGAUCACACUGAGAGUGCUGUAAAAUUUUUCGACGAGUUUUUCGCCGCCUUUCCGUUAGUGCCAAGUGUAAUUGUGGUGAGCAGUGAUGGCGUUGAUCCACAGGACUUUUAUGUGGAUGUACUGGUUAGCAAGCCGGCGUUAAGUUUGGUAUUUACCACAGGACCGAACGAUUCUGUUAUGACAAUGGCGGCAGAGAGCAUGAAACGCGUACGAAUAUUAAAAACCAUCUUCAUACUCACGACGACAAUGGAGUUGGACGCGUACGACGAGCGCGCCGAAAGCGAUUACGCCAAUAUGAUAAAUGAAACGUAUACAUGGAUUUGGCGUGAACAGUUUUUGAGCACGAUUUUAUUAACGGUACGUGAUAAUAUCUACAUACUCCAACCGUAUCCUGAACUGAAAAUCGUAAACAAAACGGAAAAUUGGCUUGUGAAAGACUUUUUUAUUGACUAUUACGACGAUCUCAAGGGUUAUGUGUUGAAUACCGUUAUACGUUACGAUUUGCCACGUGUAUUCGAUCGUCGUUAUGAGAACGAGGUACUAAAGAUCAGCGGCACUUCGGGUGAACUCUUUACCGCCUUUCUGAAAUCAAUCAAUGCCACAUUAGUUGAUUCGGAUGUAGCGAGUUCACCGUUUGAGCCCGCGGUAAUGGGUGAUGUCAUUGAAUUGAUCGUGAACAGAACUAUCGAGUUGAGUCCGCACUCACAAACCGCGCUCUUCGCUAUCGAUCAUGUGGGCACAAGCUAUCCGAUUGGCAUAAAUGAUUGGUGCAUUAUGGUGCCGUAUUAUAAUCGUUCGCCGGAGCAUCUUUACUUACUGCGUAGUUUUCAGAAUUCAACUUGGCUACUCGUGCUCUUCGCGGUCAUCUAUAUCUCAUUCGCCCUCUGGCUUUGCGCGCCACAACGUCCGAGAGAGUAUAGUAACGCCUUAUUGCAAGCGAUUUGUUCAAUGCUCAGCAUUGCGCCCACAACGUUUUUCAACACACCAAAUCUACGCAUGUCGUUCUUGUUCUUUUAUCUCUUUGUGUUGGGUUUCAUAACUUCAAAUUGGUAUAGCACCAAGAUCGCUAGUUAUUUGAUGACUUCAUUGCCUUCGGCGCAAAUAGAUACUGUGGACGAUGUGGUGCGUGCCAAUCUACGCAUUAAAGUUUUCGACUAUGAGUAUGAUCGUCUCGAAUCUAUGCCGGCACAAUAUCCACCACGGUUUCUACAACAACUCGAUAUUGUUGAUAAGCAAUUUAUGGAUCAGCAUCGCGAUAUAAUGAAUACUAGCUACGGUUAUAGCAUACAAACAGAUCGUUGGGAGUUUCUCAAUAUGCAACAACAAUUUCUACAAAAACCACUCUUUCGUCUGUCGGACAUUUGCAUGGGUCCAUUUCAUCAUGUCUUUCCGAUGUAUGCCGAUUCACAUCUGCAGAUACCAUUGAAAUACUUCAUCAUGCAUGCGACACAAUCGGGUUUACUGACAUAUUGGCAGAAAUCGGCUUUUGCCGAGGCGGUGCGCUUGCGGCUGGUGAAGAUCUUACUGUUACAUGAGGAUCCGCGUCCGUUAUCCAUGCGUUUUCUUCGUCCGAUUUGGUAUGUUUGGUGGUUGGGUCUCAUACUAGCUUUCCUCGUUUUCCUUUGCGAAUUGAAGAGCGCUGAUUGGAUGAGGCUUAAGCUUCUAAGGCUUCUUAGGCUUCUUUUAAGCCUUGGUCAUUGA